CCUGUACAGCUUCAGGUGGAGGUUCCUAUAAGGUGUCAGGACGUGGCGGUCUAUUUCUCCAUGGAGGAGUGGGAGUAUGUAGAAGGACACAAGGAUCAGUACAAGGAUCAGGUGAUGAUGGAGGAUCAGCAGCCCCUCACAUCACCAGUCAGAUGCAGUAAGAGAACAGCACCAGAGAGGUGUCCCCGUCCUCUUGAUGAGCAGAAUAUGGAGGCCAUUCAUACAAGGAAAGAUUUGAUCUAUAUUAAUGCUACAGACAUAAAAGAAGAAGAAGAGACAGAUGUGAGCAGUGAUGAGCAGUAUAAGGAGGACAUUCCUACAGAGAAAGAGCUCAUCUCUAUUAAUGCUACAGACAUAAAAGAAGAAGAGACAGAUGUGAGCAGUGAUGAGCAGUAUAAGGAGGACAUUUCUAUAGAGAAAGAUUUGAUCUAUAUUAAUGCCACAGACAUAAAGGAAGAAGAAGAAGAGACAGAUGUGAGCAGUGAUGAGCAGUAUAAGGAGGACAUUUCUGCAGGGAAAGAUCUGAUCGAUAUUAAUGUUACAGACAUAAAGGAAGAAGAAGAGACAGAUGUGAGUGGUGAUGAGCAGUAUAAGGAGGACAUUUCUACAGAAAAAGAUCUGAUCUAUAUUAAUACUACAGACAUAAAGGAAGAACAAAACACAGAUGUGAGCGGUAAUGAGCAGUAUGAGGAGCACAUUCCUACAGUUAAAAAUCUGAUCUAUAAUAAAACUACAGACAUAAAGAAAGAAGAGACAGAUGUGAGCUGUGAUGAGCAGUAUAAGGAGGACAUUCCUACAGGGAAAGAUCUGAUCUAUAUUAAUACUGACACAAAGAAAGAAGAAGAAACAGAUGUGGGCAGUAAUGAGCAGUAUAAGGAGGACAUUCCAACAGGGAAAGAUCUGAUAUAUAUUCAUGCUCCAAACAUAAUAGUAAAAGCAGAAGAGACAGAUGUGAGCUGUGAUGAGCAGUUUAAGGAGGACAUUACUACAGGUAACUACCCAG
This is a messenger RNA of Hyla sarda, 1003 nucleotides long. RefSeq names its product gelsolin-related protein of 125 kDa-like. The annotation marks the transcript as partial. The transcript has 3 exons. The record is from RefSeq and is a predicted model, not a curated record. NCBI's taxonomy places the organism in Eukaryota, Metazoa, Chordata, Amphibia, Anura, Hylidae.